GUACCUUGACCUCACGUGUGUGGUGUGCGAUAAUUGGAGCAAUGGCUACAGCAGCGAGGAAAGUGUCGUCUGCAGCGCUAUCCUUCCCGCGACAGAGAAUAUACCUGUGCAACUGGUACGUGAAACUGGUAAAACCGGGCAAUGAGCUGCCCAACAAUCACGUGCAGUGUCACGUUCCCAUGCAGAUGACGAAACUUGACAUUAGGAACUACUUUGAGAAAAUCUACAGCGUCAAUGUCUCCAAAGUCAACACAAGAAUACAACUCGGAAAGGAGAAGAGAGGGCCAGGGAAUGUACUAAAGAAGCAGGCAGACACUAAGAUUGCCUAUGUCAUACUGGAUGGAGGGACGUUUGAAUUUCCAGACAUGUUUGGAAAUUACAGCAGAGAAGAUUACUUGUAGCACGACGCACUCAGUCACAGUCACUGCAUUUUUAAUGUCAAAAGAUGUAUAGAAUGUCAUGGAUUUACAGUUUGUAGACAAGCAUAUAUACAAAAUAAUGUUUGAAGAUUUGAGUCAGUUACCAAUAAACGACACACUACAUUAUAGAAACGUUCAGUUUAUAUCAGAAUUAACCUGUACAUCAUAAUUAAUGCGUGCAUAUAUAGUCAAGAUCAAGUUGGUCAUCAAAGUUGGUUAUCAGAAUCACUUCGUGAUCAUGAUUUGAUCAAGGGUCUUCCUCUUCAGAUCCAGGACAGUUGCAUCAUGGGCAGGGUAGCCAACGGGAAGCAAGAGCAUGACUUUUUCAUUGUCUGGUCUCCCCAGUAGCUCCCUCAAGGCCACUCCAGCAUUGAGAGGUGUGGUGGUGACAGUGACCAGUCCAGCAUUGUGGAUGGCAGCAACCAACAUCCCGCAGGCAAUGGCCGUGCUGAUCUCAAAGUAGUAGUGAGCGUAUCGCGUCCCGUCCCCCCCGACAUGGUACGCCUGUUUGAACACCACAAUCAGAUACGGAGCCGUUUCGAGGUACGGUUUCUCGUGAGUGGUCUGGAACGAACUUUAUAUCUCGGACCCAUCUGUCGCCCAUCCGUCGAUCGUAGUUGAGAUACUCUUCCUGCUCCACAAUCUCUCGCACCCUCUUCUUGAUUUCCGCGUCUUUCACCACCACAAAGGUCCAGGGUUCAGAGUGCGCUCCAGAGGGGGAAGUCCCCGAAGCCAGCACGAUGUUCUCUAUCGCUUCCUGGGGGACUGGGUCCGAACUGAAGUGCCUAACGGAGCGUCGAGUGUCCAUCUGCUGGUAAAAGGCCGCGGCCCUCCCCUUCAUUUCUUCCUCGGAGACCCUCGUGAAGGGGUAGGGACGUGGGGAAGGUUAGCGUCAUGUUGGGGCGGAGCUAGUGCCGGGUCCGGGCGCUCGUCGUCGAAUUCUUCCAGCGGGUGUUCGCCUUUGUCUAUACUCACUAUCGCCUUGGGGUCCUUCUCCGCUUUCUUCUUUUUCUUCUCUCCUUCUCUUUCUCCCUUUGCAGACUCCUUGGGCUUGUUCUUGUCGUCAGCCCGUUGCUCAGGUGCUGGCGGAGCGAGAAAGUACGCCAAGACGCCGGCCAGAGCCAAACUGAGCACUCCUCCCAAGAUGUACGGCCAGUAAUUGAGCAGGAACGGUGCUCUCUCCGCUAAAUACCAUUUAUCCUUCCCGACAUUCUCCCUCACUGUACACACCGUCGUCCCAGUUCUUUCUAUAUCACUCUACCUGCCAUAAUUGCAGUUUUGGCUCUAAUUAUACGUGACGGGUAAAGAAAAUUGAACUGCAGUGGUAAACUUCAUCAGUGCACAGGUGUGGCAAAGCGCUACUGUCUCUGUUUUUCAGCCGAGUCGAUGGUUUAAUACGUUGCAUGAUCUCGAGAUGCCCCUCCCCUCCAGCUCUCUCCUCUCAAAACGAACUCUCAGAUGCAUUCUUCUACUAGCAGUAGUAGGGACAUUGUUCAUGCCCACAUACCUCACACUCCAGCUCCUCCUCACGUCUCAAACAACCAUCACAGAGAAAAGUCACGUGCUACACAGGCACGCAGUGCAUAGCUCUAUCCCCGAUACAGAGCUUCAGAGCCACUGGGACGCAAAGGGCUACCUGUCGUUUCCACACUUGUUUCGAGAUUAACAAUUGCUCAGUCGCGAAUGGAGAUAAGAUAGGAGUCUUCAUGUACCCCGAAGCCGAUUUCGUCUUUGAAGAAACAAGGAGAGAAGUGUCGUUUGUUCUCGUCGGUCGAGUAUCAGGAGUUGGUUGGAGCUGUGAAGGGUAGUCCGUACCAUCAGGGUAAUGCGUCUAGAGCGUGUGUGUUUAUUCCAGCGGUUGACACCAUGAGUCAAGAUAUGGUGGACGAGGGAGACCUGUCAUUGAUACUCCACUCCUUACCUCAAUCAGAGGAGCUCUACUCUUCAUCUUUCACCAGUUCAAGAUCUCGACUGCUCACGGUCCUAUCACCAGGUCGAGAACAGAUGCCGGACUCUUUCAGAGAAAAACUAUUGGAUCUCGAAAGGAGUUAUGAUGCUGUCUUGCUUGAGCCGUGUCCAGCUGGUAAGAAGGUAUCGGGUGAGCUGGCACUGAAGAGAUGUCGAGCUUCUAGCAACGCCAUCGUGUCUUACCCAUCCGUACUCCUGGGUUCCAAGUUUUGUUUGCUUGUGCCAGGAGUGAGGUAUGGCACUCCGGAUUUCACAGACGCAAUGAUGACCGGGUGCAUCCCAGUGGUAAUAGACGACGAUCACGUCCUCCCAUUCAGUGAGGUACUGGACUGGACCAGAGCCAGUAUCAGAGUGUGGCAGGGGCUCUGGGAGGAAGGGAUGAGCCGAUUGAGAGAUCUUCCCGACAAGAAAGUCUUUGAAAUGAGAGAACAGGUUCUUUAUCUCUACCGCCGUUACUUCUUCUCCAUGGCAACCAUAGUAAACACUGUCCUUGAUAUUGUUAACGAGAGGGUUUUCCCCUCUGCCGUUCAUGGGUACGAGCACUGGAAUAAUCCACCGUACAACCCAACACUUACUGACAGAAUGCAGUAUGACCUCUGA
Messenger RNA from Geodia barretti, 2987 nucleotides. NCBI's taxonomy places the organism in Eukaryota, Metazoa, Porifera, Demospongiae, Tetractinellida, Geodiidae. The record is from the annotation of a GenBank genome assembly.